AUAUAGUGAUAGAGUAGAGGGAGAUUGAGAGGAGUGGAGAGAGAUCAAUCCUCAGUUGGAGACACACAGCGCUCUACAAGUGGUCUCAACAGCACCAGUCAGCUCACAUUAGCUUGCACAGAUAUCACGACAGCAUGGAUGCUCUCUCCUCUCUAGAGUCCCCCUCUCUGUCCCACCUGACUGUCCCUCAGCCGCGUUUGCGCCGCUACUCUGACGUCAUGGCACUCCCCGACGCCUUCGUACAGAAGCUGCAGCUGGAUGCCUCCAUGGCCGACACCUUCCUGGAGCAUCUCUGUCUGCUUGACAUCGACCAGGAGCCAAUCGUGGCCCGCAAUACUAGCAUCAUCUGCACCAUCGGCCCUGCGUCUCGGCCGGUGCCUAAGCUGAAAGAGAUGUUGAGGGCAGGCAUGAAUAUCGCUCGACUAAACUUCUCACACGGCUCCCAUGAGUACCACGGCGAGACGAUUAAGAAUAUCCGUGAGGCAGUGGAGACUCUGAGCUCUGACCCGCUGUGUUACCGGCCCGUACCCAUAGCCCUGGACACCAAGGGCCCCGAGAUACGCACAGGACUGGUCAAAGGGAAAGCAGAGGAGGAGGUGGAGCUGAAGCGAGGGGCAUCAGUGCGUGUGGUAACCACCGAGGCGGAUCGCGAGCGUACGGAUGGGAGCCUGAUCUGGGUGGACUAUCCCAGCCUGCCCAAGGUGCUGUCUAGAGGACGACGCAUCUUCAUCGAUGACGGACUUCUGGCCCUUAAAGUACUAGAGAUAGGUGACGACUGGGUGGAGACGGUGGUGGAGAAUGGCGGCAUCCUGGGCAGCAGGAAGGGCGUGAACCUGCCGGGCGCCGACCUCAUCAACCUGCCGGCGGUGAGCGAUCGCGACCGGGCCGACCUGCAGUUCGGCGUGGAGCAGGGCGUGGACAUGGUCUUCGCCUCCUUCAUCCGCUCCGCCAAGGACGUGAAAGCCGUGCGCGACGCCCUCGGACCCAAGGGCAAGGACAUCAAGAUCAUCAGCAAGGUGGAGAGCCGGCAGGGGGUACGCAAUUUCGAGGAGAUCUUGAAGGAGACUGAUGGCGUGAUGGUUGCCCGUGGCGACCUGGGUAUUGAGAUUCCGGCAGAGAAAGUCUUCAUUGCUCAGAAGAUGAUGAUUGGGCGAUGCAACGCUGCCGGAAAACCUGUCAUCUGCGCUACACAGAUGCUGGAGAGUAUGGUGCACCAUGCCAGGCCUACGCGUGCGGAGAGUAGUGACGUGGCCAAUGCCGUGCUGGACGGGGCCGACUGUGUCAUGCUGUCUGGAGAGACGGCCAAAGGCCACUUCCCUGUGGAGGCCGUGGCCAUGAUGCACUCGAUCUGUCGUGAGGCGGAGGCGGCCAUCUACCACCAGCAGCUGUUUGAGGAGCUGCGCAGGCUGACUCCGCUCUCCAACGACCCCACAGAGGUCACCGCCAUCGGGGCCGUGGAGUCCUCCUUCAAGUGCUGCGCUGGAGCCAUCGUGGUCCUCACCACCACCGGCAGGUCGGCUCACAUAUUGUCGCGGUAUCGUCCUCGGUGUCCGAUCAUUGCAGUGACGCGUAACGGCGGAGUGGCUCGUCAGAUGCAGCUGUUCAGAGGGGUGUUUCCCGCUCUCUUUCACCCCGAACAAGGCCCCGUAUGGGCUGACGACGUAGAUAACAGAGUCAACUUCGGCAUGGAGAUAGGUAAGGCACGUGGUUUCUUCAAGCUUGGUGACAUGGUCAUUGUGGUGACCGGCUGGAGUGCCGGAUCAGGACACACCAACAUCAUGAGGGCUGUUACCGUCCAAUGAGAUCACUGUGACAUCCUCGACCCACUCUCUGACAUCACAAUGACCUCACGCUGACCUCAUCAACCUGACCUGUGACAUCACCAACCUGACUGUGACAUCGGCCUUACUAUGACGUGAAAAAAAUGUUUCACCUCACUAACCCAUCUGUGACAUUAUAAUAAUACAAAUAAUGUGUGACAUCUCUAGACAUUAUGAUGUCACAAGACUGACUGUGACCUCACUAGACUACUAUGUAUGCCAUGACCAAUUAAUACUGCUGACACAAUUCUGUCUUUGACCAAACUAACCCAGCUGUGACAUCACUUAAUUGUCUGACUGUGACAUUUCUAACUUGAUUGUGACAGUCUGACUGUGACCUCACUAACUUGUCUGUGACAUCACUAGCCUGGCUGUGACCUCACUAACUUGUCUGUGACAUCACUAGCCAGACGGCGACAUCAUUAGCCUGAAUGUAACCUCAUUAGACUACGACAUUACCUAAAGGAGUGUGACCUCACAAUUCUGCCUCUGACAUUGCCAACCCCCAAAACACUCUCUAGUCUGACUGUGAUGCCACCAAACUGGCUAUGACAUCACCAAUUAGACUGUGACAUAGCCUUCUUUAAAAUUACUGGCUGGCUGAGAGCAAUUUAUUCUGGAUGGGAAAUAGUUCUCUAAAUAACUAUACUAGGUUACAUGUAUGCAUGGCUCUGACUUGACACCUUUCAUCAAAGAGAGUAGAUUGGAGAAAGGGGAUUCAAACUCCUCCUACCCAAUGCAAAGGCGUCUGCUCAAGUUUGGUUUCCUUCUUCUUUUUUUGUGAUGUUUGAUGAUGGUGGCUUGCACGAGAUGUGCGCGACUGCCAUCUACAGCACAAAGGGGACAUUUAUUCUCAACCGUAAUAAAUCCAUCAAUCACACUGAUUGAUACCCACUGCUCAUUGACUGAGACGAAGGAGGGAACUAACUCUUUCUGGCAAAUCAGAAGACACCAGUUGCUGUCUUACUGAUACAUUGACUUAACUGCCUUACUCACAGUACUAUCUGCCUGUUCGCCUGUUGUUUACUGUCUUGUUCAACUCAUUUCUUAAAAAAUAAAUAUACUUUUCCAAAUAAA
This is a messenger RNA of Engraulis encrasicolus (European anchovy), 2897 nucleotides long. It is a transcript of the gene pklr, whose product is annotated as pyruvate kinase L/R. Gene Ontology annotation, molecular function: pyruvate kinase activity; magnesium ion binding; potassium ion binding. The record is from RefSeq and is a predicted model, not a curated record. Lineage: Eukaryota; Metazoa; Chordata; Actinopteri; Clupeiformes; Engraulidae. The coding region runs from base 135 to 1802 and encodes 555 amino acids. Gene Ontology annotation, biological process: glycolytic process. The transcript is spliced from 12 exons. Gene Ontology annotation, cellular component: cytoplasm.